Messenger RNA from Fraxinus pennsylvanica, 1446 nucleotides. Lineage: Eukaryota; Viridiplantae; Streptophyta; Magnoliopsida; Lamiales; Oleaceae. The record is from the annotation of a GenBank genome assembly.
AUGACUUCACAAGCUACUGUGUUACUCUCAAAUCCGGCUCUAAUAUUGUACGCAAUUGCGAUAUUGUUUACAAUUUUCAGAUUCAUAUCAAGAACCUGUUUAAUCCACUCUUUGAAGAAAUGGUGGCGAAGUUUGGAAGAUAAGUGCUACGUGUAUCAGUUUUACAAAGUGCCAAAAUUCAAUGAAAAUAUGCAGGAGAAUCAACUUCACAGACAAGUAUAUACAUACCUGAAUUCAUUGCCGUGUGUUGAAGAUUCCGAUUUCGCCAACCUCUUUUCAGGUAAUAAAUCUACAGAAAUCAAUAUAAUUCUGGACGAGAAUCAAGUUAUUGUCGACAAAUUCCUCGGUGCUAGGGUUUACUGGACGAACGAAAAGUGCUCAAAAACUGGCUUACAAUCGCUAAUUCUGAAGAUCAGGAAGAAAGACAAGCGUAGAAUUUUGGUUCCAUAUAUGCAGCAUAUUCACACAGUGUUUGAUGAGAUUGAGCAGAAGAAAAAGGAGGUGAGAUUGUUCGUGAACGCAGAGACCGAACUGCAGAGAAAUGAACGGUGGAGAUCAGUUCCAUUCACUCAUCCGGCAACAAUGGAGACAGUUGUAAUGGACGCAGAUCUCAAAACCAAAAUCAAAUCCGACAUGGAAACCUUUUUGAAGUCCAAGCAGUAUUAUCAUCGGUUGGGUCGGGUCUGGAAGAGAAGCUAUUUGUUAUACGGACCCUCUGGUACCGGAAAAUCCACUUUUAUAGCUGCAAUGGCGAAGUUUUUGUCCUACGAUAUUUAUGAAAUUGAUUUGAAUAAAAUCGCAAACUAUUCGAAUCUGAAGAAUCUCUUGCUACAAACUUCAAACAAUUCAUUGAUCGUAAUCGAAGAUCUGGAUCAAUAUUUGGGCAAAACGUCAACGGCUGUGAGCUUAUCAGGGAUUCUAAACUUCAUGGAUGGAAUUUCUUCAGAAGAACGGAUUAUGGUUUUCACAAGUAAAGAAAACAUCGAUCAAAAUAUUCUCCGGCCUGGAAGAAUCGACGUUCAUAUACAUUUUCCUCUCUGCGAUUUUUCUGCAUUCAAAACUUUAGCCAGUAGUCAUUUAGGGUUGAAAGAUCACAAACUAUUCCCUCAGGUUGAAGAAAAUUUUCAAAUCGGAGCGAGUUUGAGUCCGGCCGAGAUCGGUGAAAUCAUGAUAUCGAACCGGAGCUCACCGACCCGGGCUCUGAAAACCGUUAUUUCUGCUUUGCAGAGCAACGUAGCGAGUCGGGUCACAAGGAAGCUGAGCGGAAGCGGGUCGGGUCGAGAGAUGGAGGAAUCGUAUGAGUCCGGGAAGGAAAGUCAAAACGGGUCGGUUCAACCCAUGAAAGAGUUGAAGAAUUUGUAUGGAUUUUUAAGGAAAAGUGGUAGAAAGUCUUCUAUGGAUCUUUUGGAUGCGGGUGAAAGGGAUAAUUCAAACCACGGGAGUUGA